GGUUGCUGUCCGUGAUACUAUGACUAUCCUUUCCUCAGCAGGCACCAUGGGAGUUCUUCGGUCUUUUCGAUUUGAUACUGGCAUUCGUUCCUUCUCCUCUAGUUCUUCUCUAAUUCGGAAUGUAAGGGCAACAUAUCAGGGCCGGUUGCUAGAAUAUGGAGUCUUGUGACUGCAUUGAGACACAGUGGCCUGCUGACGAGCUUUUGAUGAAAUAUCAGUAUUUAUCGGACUUUUUUAUCGCCCUUGCCUAUUUCUCCAUUCCUCUUGAACUUAUUUAUUUUGUACAGAAAUCUGCAUUCUUCCCAUACAGAUGGGUACUAAUGCAGUUUGGUGCAUUUAUUGUUCUUUGCGGAGCAACCCACCUCAUAAACUUGUGGACUUUUACAAUGCAUUCUAAAACUGUUGCAGUGGUGAUGACAGUUGCAAAAAUUUCUACUGCUUUUGUAUCAUGUCUAACAGCCCUGUUGCUUGUUCACAUUAUUCCUGAUCUGUUGAGUGUUAAGACAAGAGAGCUAUUUCUGAAGAAUAGGGCUGAAGAGCUUGAUAGAGAGAUGACCCUUGUACUCACACAAGAAGAAAUUGGAAGGCAUGUUAGAAUGCUGACUCAUGAAAUCAGAAGCACACUUGAUAGACACACUAUAUUGAGGACUACUCUUGUUGAGCUGGGUGGUACCUUAGGCUUGGAGGAAUGUGCACUUUGGAUGCCAUCACGUACUGGGUUGAAUCUGCAACUCUCACACACUUUAAACCGCCAGAUGCCUGUUGGAUCUACCAUUCCUAUUAACCUUCCCAUAGUCAAUCAAGUUUUUAAUAGCAAAGGAGCAAUAAGGAUACCACAUAACUGCCCACUGGCAGGAAUCAGACCACCUGCCGGAAGAUAUGUGCCACCUGAGGUUGUUGCUGUACGGGUACCACUUUUACAUCAUUCAAAUUUUCAAAUUAAUGAUUGGCCUGAGCUCCCUGCAAAAAUCUAUGCGAUAAUGGUUUUGAUGCUCCCUAUUGGCAGUGCGAGAACAUGGCAUGACCAUGAAUUAGAACUUGUUGACGUUGUUGCAGACCAGGUUGCGGUGGCUCUUUCACAUGCUGCAAUUCUAGAGGAGUCUAUGCGGGCCCGAGAUCAGCUCAUGGAACAGAAUGUUGCCCUUGAUUUAGCUCGACGAGAGGCAGAGGCAGCUAUCCAUGCUCGCAAUGAUUUUUUGGCUGUUAUGAACCAUGAAAUGCGGACACCGAUGCAUACAAUUAUCGCUCUGUCCUCCUUACUUCUAGAAACUGAACUAACUCCAGAGCAAAGAGUGAUGGUAGAGACUGUGCUAAAGAGUGGCAAUCUUCUGGCUACACUCAUUAAUGAUGUUUUAGAUCUUUCAAGACUUGAAGAUGGAAGCAUGGAAUUGGAUAUUGGAACAUUCAACCUCCAUGCAGUUUUCAGAGAGGUCAUUAAUCUGGUAAAGCCUAUUACAUCUGUAAAGAAAUUGUCGAUGUCAUUGAUAUUGGCCCCGGAUUUACCUGUAUAUGCUGUUGGUGAUGAGAAACGGCUUAUACAAGUCAUCUUAAAUAUCGUGGGCAAUGCUGUCAAGUUCACGAAGGAGGGUUAUGUUUCCAUUACAGCUUCCAUUGUCAAACCAGAGUCUCUGAGGGACUGGCGAACUCCUGAAUUCCAUCCAGUAUCAAGUGAUGAUCACUUCUACUUACGUGUGCAGGUCAAAGAUUCUGGUUGCGGAAUUAGUCCACAAGAAAUUCCACUUCUUUUUACCAAAUUUGUUCAAUCUCAAAGUGGACCUAGUCGAAGCAAUGUUGGUACAGGGCUUGGACUUGCCAUAAGUAAAAGGUUUGUAAAUCUCAUGAAAGGUCAUAUUUUGAUUGAAAGUGAGGGUUUGGACAAAGGUUGUACCGCUACCUUCAUAAUGAGGCUUGGCCUCUGCAAUGAUCUAAAUGAAGAAUCUGGGCAACUCAUUGUUGCUAGAACUUAGUGCAACAAGGAAAUGUUGAUCUUGUUGGACAAACAGCAUUCCUUAAGAUUAUCGCAGGGUAGCAUCUUCUCUUCAUCAGGUAUCAAAGAAAAUGGGUAGUUGCCUGCAAAACAGAUGUUCUACUGGUGGACCUCUCAUUGGCAAUGGGUUUCCUUUUUGUAAAGGUUGAAACUUGGCAAAGGGGCGAAUGUAAUAUCAGCAAGGCAGCAAGUGAGUGAAGAGGGAUUGUUUAAUCUUCGGUUCUUGGGAAACACAAAAAUCAGCUUACAAUUAAUUGCAUUGUGUGUUGGGAUUAGUGGCAUGUAUAAAGGACGUGUUGUAUUUUGUACCGGAACAAUACCAAAUGACUAGGGGAGGAAAAAUGAUACCAGUAGUUGAUACUUGAUAGAAUCAUGCCAUGCAUCAAAACAUUAUUUUUUUCUCAAUUCAUUGGAGUCGGUGCACGCAUAUGUGAACCAAAUUUGCUUUUUGAGUAAGCAAGAUGAAACGGUUGGAUUUUUUUCUCA
Molecule: messenger RNA, 2473 nt
Organism: Nelumbo nucifera (sacred lotus)
Lineage: Eukaryota; Viridiplantae; Streptophyta; Magnoliopsida; Proteales; Nelumbonaceae
Gene: ERS1
Product: ethylene response sensor 1
Biological process (GO): signal transduction; phosphorylation
Cellular component (GO): endoplasmic reticulum
Molecular function (GO): phosphorelay sensor kinase activity; ethylene binding; ethylene receptor activity
Source: RefSeq, a predicted model, not a curated record